Anthostomella pinea is the source of this 549-nucleotide messenger RNA. The record is from the annotation of a GenBank genome assembly. Lineage: Eukaryota; Fungi; Ascomycota; Sordariomycetes; Xylariales; Xylariaceae.
AUGGCCAAUACCUCAAGAAGCAGCAACGAUGGCCACGGGCCAGUCCAGCCACCGCCAAGACCGCGAUUCCUGUUCGAAGUGACCAGAGCAGAAAUGGACAGAAUCGCAGAACUCGGCUAUAGAGAAUGCGAGAUCCCAGGCGCAAUCAACCCCAACUGGCGUCUAAUGCUGUCCCCCUACGGGAUGGCCCUCAUCAUCAAAACCCCCCCGUACCCAGCGUUAGGCGUGGAGGAAAACCUCUUCAACUGCGCUGUUCCGGAUGACCCCGAGACGCGCAUCUUGGUUUGCUGUGGCAACCUAAAAGUAUUUCGAUGGAUUUACCUGCCACAUAUGGAUCUGGAAUGGCCGUUCAUGGCUCUAGAUUAUCCCUAUCCCAACAGGUGCUGGUUCAUCGCUUACCUUGACCCUUACCCGCUUGGGGUGGAACAUGGUGGCGUGCUCCAUCGGGAGAGACCACAGGAUUCUCUACCUAAUGACCCUGCCCUUGUGGCGAAACUCAUGGCUCUGCAUCCUGAGAUUUCCUCGGUGUCGGACCUACAUCGGGAGUAG